AUGCGCUACCAAGGGACCUGGCUCCUUACAAUUGGGACUUUGGGAGCGACCCUAGCCACCUCGUCUUCCUCCUCUACUGAGAAAAACAUCCUCGAAGUAGACCUCGUCUUCCCCCAGAACAAAACGUACAAGCCCACAGAAUGGUUCCCCAUUGUCUUUGGUUUCCAGAAUCCGCAACGCGCCCAGUACCUCAAUAUUGACCUCACCUAUUCCUUCCACCCCCACGAGACCAAUACGCAGAACGACACUAUCACCCUCUUCCACGACCUCCGCUGGGAAAACUGGUCCUCGCACGACCCGUACUUCGCGCACAAUUUCCUCGACAACUUUAACAGCCCCGGACGCUGGAACCUCGCGUGGACGGUGGCAUGGCAAUCGUGCGACGAAGAGGGCUUUGAGAACCGGCUCAUGACGUCUGACAUGCUUACAAAUCAGACGGACUUUUCAAUCUGGUUUACUAUUGCCGCCAAGGACGCUGAAAACGAGGGUAUUGAUGCGGAUCUUGUAUCUGCUACGUCAGGAGAGACCUCCUGCCCAGACCUGGGAUUUGAGACCGCCAUUGCCAUCAACGUUACGGAAAAGACCAUGUCCGUGCCCGACUUCGUAGACUGGUCUGCCGCCGACUGGACAAACCAUACUUGUUCUGUUGUUGCUCCUACAUUAGUAAUUCCGGAUCCUUGCAGGGUCAAGUUGGACCAGACUGUUGUUGAGAGCAUCCAGGCUUCGUUGACGGCACGGCGAUGUCAAGGGCUCAACCCGCCAGAUGAUUGCCCUGAGAAGGAGGAUAAUGAGAGUGCUGGCGUCGCGCUCCCUGGUUCGGGAUUAUUGAUGUUGGCUUUGUCAGGUGCUCUAGGGCUCUUUGCUUCAAUGUGA
Aspergillus nidulans FGSC A4 is the source of this 873-nucleotide messenger RNA. RefSeq lists its product as uncharacterized. The record is from RefSeq and is a predicted model, not a curated record. Lineage: Eukaryota; Fungi; Ascomycota; Eurotiomycetes; Eurotiales; Aspergillaceae. The coding region runs from base 1 to 873 and encodes 290 amino acids. The transcript has a single exon.